CCGGGCCAUGGCGGGCAGGCGGCCCGACAGCCCAAGCCCGACCCCCGUCUCGGGCCGGGAGGCAGCCCGGGCUCCGGGGCAGCGGACCGCAGAGAUGCCCGGCGCCCACCGACCUCCGCCUCCAAGCCCGCACUAGCCCGAGGCGCGGGAGCGAGAUGGCCAACUCGACGCCCGUCAACGGCAGCCACGGCAACCAGUCGAUGGAGCCGCUGUCCCACAACCGCUACGAGAUGGUGGAGAUGGUGUUCAUCGCCACGGUGACCGGCUCCCUCAGCCUGGUGACGGUGGUGGGCAACAUCCUGGUCAUGGUGUCCAUCAAGGUCAACCGGCAGCUCCAGACGGUCAACAACUACUUCCUGUUCAGCCUGGCCUGCGCCGACCUCAUCAUCGGGGCCUUCUCCAUGAACCUCUACACCGUCUACAUCAUCAAGGGCUACUGGCCGCUGGGGACGGUGGUCUGCGACCUGUGGCUGGCCCUGGACUACGUGGUCAGCAACGCGUCGGUCAUGAACUUGCUCAUCAUCAGCUUUGACCGCUACUUCUGCGUCACCAAGCCCCUCACCUACCCCGCCCGGCGCACGACCAAGAUGGCCGGCCUGAUGAUCGCGGCCGCCUGGGUCCUGUCCUUCGUCCUGUGGGCCCCGGCCAUCCUCUUCUGGCAGUUCCUCGUGGGCAAGCGGACCGUGCCGGCGGACCAGUGCUUCAUCCAGUUCCUGUCCAACCCGGCGGCCACCUUCGGGACCGCCAUCGCCGCCUUCUACCUGCCCGUGGUCAUCAUGACCGUGCUCUACAUCCACAUCUCGCUGGCCAGCCGCAGCCGGGUCCGGAAGCACCGGCCCGAGGGCGACAAGGAGAAAAAGGCCAAGUCUUUGUCCUUCCUCAGGAGCCCCCUCAUCAAACAGAACAACAACCCGCCCAAGAAGCCGGCCCUGGUGGCGGCGGAGGUGGGGGCGGGGGCGGGGCCGCGGGCGGAGGUCCGGAACGGGAAGGUGGAGGGGGAGCGGCCUCGCCCCCCGCCCACGCCCCGUCUCCCGGACGACAAGGACACCUCCGAGUCCAGCUCGGCCAGCGUCACCCAGAGCACCAGGGAGAAGCCGGUGACGGAGGAGGUGUCCGGCAUGGACGCCGGCCACAGCCCCGCCGCCCUGCCCCGGGCCCUCAACCCCACCUCCAGGUGGUCCAAGAUCCAGAUCGUGACCAAGCAGACGGGCGGCGAGUGCGUCACGGCCGUGGAGAUCGUGCCCGCGGCCGCGGCCCGGGCCCGGCCCGCCGCCAACGUGGCCCGCAAGUUCGCCAGCAUCGCCCGCAACCAGGUGCGGAAGAAGCGGCAGAUGGCCGCCCGCGAGAAGAAGGUCACGCGCACCAUCUUCGCCAUCCUGCUGGCGUUCAUCCUCACCUGGACCCCCUACAACGUCAUGGUGUUGGUCAACACCUUCUGCCAGAGCUGCGUCCCCGACACCGUGUGGUCCAUCGGCUACUGGCUCUGCUACGUCAACAGCACCAUCAACCCGGCCUGCUACGCCCUCUGCAACGCCACCUUCAAGAAGACCUUCAAACAUCUGCUCCUGUGCCAGUACCGGAACAUCGGCACGGCCAGGUAGGUGGGCCCUCGGCCCCCUCGUGACUUUGUUUCCCGACCGGUUCCCGGCCUUCCCCGGGGCCCUUCUGCUCCCCACCCGAAGGACAGCGAAGACGGACGGAAGGGCCCACCUGUUGGUCGCUGGCCCGAGGGACGCCUGGGACUAGGAGGGGAGUCGGGGCUGCCCCGAACGGAGCGCCCGGGGAGCUCCUGCCUGCCUCCGACCCUGGUCUCCGACCGCCGGAGCCCAGAGGGGCCCGGGGCGAGGCCGAGGCGGUCAAACUGAGUCUGGGGUCUGCUCUGGCUCCAGCGCGGGGUCUGCGGAUUCCAUUUCCGACGGUUGCCCGUCCGUCCUCCAGGCGUUUAAGACCAAAGAGGCUUCCUCCCCCCCAGGCCUGCCCCCCUCCAACACCCCUGCUCUGUCGAGGGAGCUCAGGAAAGGUGGAAGGCCGAAGGAGGGCCCGGAGUGGAGCACGGGCUGGAGAAGGGAGAAUGAGGGCCUGGUCAGUGGCGGUGGGGACGUGGAGGGGCAGCAGAUGCUGGGCCAGAGGCUCUGGCGAGGCUGGGAGAGGAGGCUGGAAACUCCAAGCCAAAGACGUCCCUUCCUCAGCUAACCAGGGGCCGUAGACAUGGAGAGGAAAGCAGAUGAUCUCCCUCCCCAGAAGGGAGCCGGAGCCAGUGGGGGAGCAGCCGGGAGAGUGGGCAGAGCCAGGGCCUGGCCGGGCUCCAGGGCUUUGGCAGGGAGGGCGGGGGAGAGGAAGGAAGGGGAAGAGGAGUGUUUCCUGUGGGGAGGGAGGAGAUGGGGAAUGGGUCUCCUUGGGCCCAGAGGAGACCAGUUAGCUGUGUUUUGGGGGGAAAAGGGAGCCCACCCCCAGCUUUUGUAAAUGGUGCUGCCUGCCCUCGUCCUCCUCUUCCCUGUCCCAGCAUCCCUCUGCAUGCAAGGCUCAGCCCUUCGCUCCCUCCCACCAGGAAGCCCACCCCUCCCCAGCGGCUCGGGAUGGGGUGUGGGUGGGGGCUGGAGGGAGGAGAAAGGGAAACCCCCCCCGGGCGGGCGACCCCAGACCGAGUGUCCGCCCCAAGGGCCCCUCCCAGACACCCCCGGGGCCACUAUCAGUUCCAGAUGUCUGCCCCGACCCCACAGCCUCAUCCCUGUCCUGCUGUUUUUUCCACUGGCCUCGAGCCAGGGGGGUGCCCCAUCCUGUCCCCGGCCCCUGCCCUGCCGGGCCCAGAGCCGGGGCCGAGCACCGAGGCCUGCCACCUCACACGACAUUUAUUUAGUUAAUCUAGCGAGUGCACCCCCUUCUAGGCCCCACCCCUAUUAGGGCACAAGUAUUGACAUUUCUAAAACCCGCACCUCCCGGCGAUCCCCCCCACAGCCCCACUGCAGCCCCUAAAAGAAAUUAGCGUGUGUCUCCCGAGGGCGGGCGUGUGUCUUGCUGCCUCAGUUCCUUGGACUCCUUCUGUUGCCAUCCCUCCCCGCCACCCCCGACCCCCAGGGCCGGGCCGAAGCGGAGGCAGUUGAUCUCACAGCCUGAACUGCAACUGUGGGUUGCAGCUCCUUUGCGGGAGCUGUUUUUCAGAGACAAGGUUGAGCUACAGUUGCUUCCUGGAGGCAGGGACACGGCCUAGGUGAGCUCCCCAGCCCCCCUGCCCUUCCCCAGCCUGUCAGACAAACCCUCCCCUCACACUGGAUGCAGUGGGGCUUGAGGCCUUGGGCCGGGAUGCUGCUGCCUUUGAUUCUCCUUCCUUCCUCCUCGCCGCCCACCUUCUCCUUCUCCCCAAACAAGCGUGGACCCUGCUCUUCUCCCCUCGCCGUUCAUGGGGGUCACAGAUCUGCUGGGAGAAGGCGGGGGAGUUGGGGGCGUGAUGGG
Molecule: messenger RNA, 3450 nt
Organism: Tachyglossus aculeatus (Australian echidna)
Lineage: Eukaryota; Metazoa; Chordata; Mammalia; Monotremata; Tachyglossidae
Gene: CHRM4
Product: cholinergic receptor muscarinic 4
Exons: 2
Coding region: 156-1601 (481 amino acids)
Biological process (GO): adenylate cyclase-inhibiting G protein-coupled acetylcholine receptor signaling pathway; chemical synaptic transmission; G protein-coupled receptor signaling pathway, coupled to cyclic nucleotide second messenger
Cellular component (GO): synapse; dendrite; plasma membrane
Molecular function (GO): G protein-coupled serotonin receptor activity; G protein-coupled acetylcholine receptor activity
Source: RefSeq, a predicted model, not a curated record